CGCAAAAUAAAUGGAUAAACGGAAAGAGAGUAAAAACAAUAAAGAUGAAUGCCUGUCAUCGUCGGAUUCUCACGAUCAAGUAGUAAUUAAUAUGCCACCUGCCGUUGAUCAGGCAAAUGUUGUGUAUCUUCCAGAUGCGAAUUUAGGCGCCACAGAGACGGAAGAAGCUUCUUCAAAUCACAGAUUAGUGGAGAAUCUGUCGAAUGUAGAACCAUUAAAGAACAAACAUAUGUCUUUUGAUCCAGAUGAUCAGCCCAGCACGAGUAGUCAGACCGCAGAAAGGAGACCGAAAUUGGAGGAUUCCUUUGCCAAGGAUCAACUCUGUAAAGCAACGAUUCCAAUCAAAGGCGUACUCUAUCGUGUCUCAUACGAUCUGAAUACAGUUCAAGGUCGAAGUGAAUCACAUCCAACGGUGUAUCUACAAAUACCUGAAUUUUGCGAGCUGGGCACCCAGACAUCAGAAGUACACUCCCAACCUCGACGAUUGCGUUUGGAUCUGACCACUCGGAGACCAGAUCCAAAUCGACCGCCGUGUGAACGCCAACAUCACACUAUCACCAUCAGUGGCAACAAUUUGCCACCCAAUCCUCCCCAGCUUCGGCGAACGAUCUGCGCGCGAAUUGGUCGCUACUUCUGCGAUUUUGUGGCAGCCUUUUGCCUUUGCCUGCAGGUCAACAAGGAUUGUGUCUUCUGUUUGGGUUUCUUUGUGGCCUUCGUCAUCAGUGCUAGUUUCCUCACCGCCUUCUUCUACCGGACCAUCAGUUUUACCUCAUCGCCGGUGCGGGUGGCUGUUCCAUUGAGUGGAACCACGCACUAUGAACUUGCCACUCUGAAGUUCAACGGAGGUUACUACUACAUCUACAAUAAUAACCAACAUAAAUUUGUUUAAACUAAUUCGCUUUUGAGUAUUAUUUGAUUGGAGUUAGCUAUCUAUCUAGUUUUCUGUAAGUAUAAAUUAAGCAAAGAAACAUAUUUUUUUCAUCAUAAAAUUUAACAUCAAAGUUGAGGAACUUAAAUGAAAUACCGAAAUAUAAAUUCCUCAGAUGUAAAAUACUCUUUGCGAAUAUUUUUUAUCGUCUUCAAACAAAGUCGGAUUGUGGAACUUUAAAAAUACAUGACAACCGCAUGGCCAGGUUCAAUCAAUGGUCUUCCAGCAGUCUUUCUGGUUGUCAUGGACUCCAAAGCUUGCAGUUCGCUCACCCCAACUGCUUUUUCCCGCAAACUUUUAUUCUUUUUUUUUUGU
This is a messenger RNA of Drosophila eugracilis, 1243 nucleotides long. RefSeq lists its product as uncharacterized. The transcript has a single exon. The record is from RefSeq and is a predicted model, not a curated record. The coding region runs from base 11 to 889 and encodes 292 amino acids. NCBI's taxonomy places the organism in Eukaryota, Metazoa, Arthropoda, Insecta, Diptera, Drosophilidae.